AUCGGCUUGGUGACGAUCGCGACCAUGAAGAUGAUCUCCAGUAAUUAACACACGUAAAAAUUGAAAAUCAAAAGUGUGUUUAAUUUACCCUGCUUCCGAAAAAAUAAUCGAAACUCUUAUUUUAUUAGACUCGAUUUUAAAUAAAUUAAAAUGUUAUAGUGACCGUUUUAUUUCAUUUUUGACUUUUUGGUGUAAAUAAUUCUAGUCUUUUAAACAAGAUGCUGUCGGCAAUUUUAGUUACAGUAACAAGUUUCCUUUUGGAAUUUAGUUGUACAUCACCCGUGUAUAAUAUGCAACAUUCACUAAUGGUUGGUCACACAGGAAGCACAGGACGAAACAUUCGAAAUUUGCCCUGCGUGUCAAGAAAAAGUAAUGAACGAGGGGUAUGCAUGUUCGCAAUAGACUGUCUAAAAGCUAACGGGACCCAUUUAGGAACGUGCAUAGAUGGUUUUUACUUUGGUUCUUGUUGUCACAUUAGACCAGCCCACGAAGAUGGUAAUUCUAUCGAUACCGCCAUUAUUCCUGCCCGCGAACCACCUAGUCGAAUUUCAAGUACAACAAAGCACCCUACAACUAAAAUUGAAGGAAUUUUGUUUGACGGGAACAUAACCAUGACAAGAUCAACGAGCUCUUUGAUAGUGUCUUCGACCACUACGUCACCUAUAGUAACUUCACAAUCCAGUUUGAUGCCUAAUACGACAUCAGUGUUGACUACUACAACGUUAAAAGAAGAGAAUCUCACCAGAACAUCAGAAGAUAGUUACAAACUCUCAACAUUUCAAACAGUUGAGAAACACACAACGUCACUUUUAAACGUAACAGCCAAGCCAACGAAAACCACAGUGACAACAAUAAAACCACCGUCUUACACCACAAAACCGAGGCCGAAACCCUCAUCGACCCCGAAGCCGGCAUCAACUACGACCAAACCUUUCAAACUAACAAGACCAACGACACCUACAACCACACGAACAACGAAGCCUGUGAAAUUAAUUACUAAACCUAUAAUUACAAAGAAACCGAUUAUAGUUUCAUCGUCAACUAUCAAAUUAACUAAACCAUCCACUAGUGCAACGACAACUAAACCACCAGCAACCUCAACCAGUGCUAAAACACCAAGCGCCGUCACAACGACAGAAAAGGCUGUGAUACCGAUUCUUGUAAAGCUGAACACAACAUCCACGGUCGAACCCAACGAGGUUCCAGUCGUUGGAAACCCAGCUACCAACGAAAUUGAGCAGGUCAAGCCUCUACAACCACCUCCCACAGUCGAACAAACUACCAGCGCCACGCUAAUCACGUGGUCAACAAUUAGCGAAGAGACAACGAAACCCUCAAACAUAUCCCAGGGAUGGAAACCACUGACCACUCCAGAUGGAUGGGUACUCAUUCCCAGUUUAUCAACCCUAACACCUACAGCGAGCUCGGUUACAGUCAAUUACACACUGGAAAGUAGUACAAUGCCAGUACAAACCUCCACGUUAAGUUCAAGUUCUCAAAUGUCGUCAAUCGGAGAAAGCGCUAAUGUGACAAGUUCAAGUGCAAUUACCACGGAAACGCUUUCGACUACCUUGCCAUUGCUACCUGUCCAAGUCCCACAGACAACCGGUGGUGUAAAUAUGAGCGAUUUUACUGAUGUUUGUGGAAGACGAAUGUAUCCCGAAGCCAGAAUAGUUGGAGGUGAAAGAUCAACGUUUGGCAAGUGGCCCUGGCAGAUCUCUUUAAGACAAUGGAGAACAUCGACUUACUUACACAAAUGUGGUGCAGCUUUAUUGAACGAAAACUGGGCUAUAACGGCCGCCCACUGUGUUGACAACGUACCACCUAGCGAUCUACUUCUACGUUUGGGCGAGCACGAUCUUUCCACUGACAGCGAACCGUACAUACACCAAGAAAGAAGAGUGCAAAUAGUUGCCGCUCACCCACAAUUCGAUCCGCGCACCUUCGAGUACGACUUAGCCCUCCUUCGGUUUUACGAACCGGUCCAAUUCCAACCGAACAUUAUUCCGGUAUGCGUACCGAACACCGAUGAAAACUUCGUGGGCCGAACGGCGUACGUGACCGGCUGGGGGCGUCUCUACGAAGAUGGUCCGCUGCCCAGCGUUUUGCAGCAAGUCGCAGUACCGGUAAUCAAUAACACAGUUUGCGAGUCGAUGUACCGGUCGGCGGGGUACAUAGAGCACAUUCCCCACAUUUUCAUUUGUGCCGGCUGGCGAAAGGGAGGCUUCGACUCGUGCGAGGGUGAUUCGGGCGGUCCCAUGGUAAUACAACGGGAAGACAAGCGAUUUCUCCUAGCCGGUGUUAUCUCGUGGGGUAUCGGUUGUGCGGAACCCAACCAGCCUGGCGUUUACACGCGAAUAAGUGAAUUUAGAGACUGGAUCAACCAAAUCCUUCAAUUUUAACAGAGACAAUUGUUGCCACCCUAUAAUUUAUUUUAGGUAUUAAACCGUUGCGUUGUUUUCCUUGUGUGAUAUAUGUACGAGCAUAGCCGAAGAGAGUUUUCUUUACUAGUUGCAGUUUUUAGAUGAUUUUACAGCUCUUGAAAAGUUACUAAAAGUUAAACUGUUGGUGUGUGUGUAUGAAAGGUUAUUAAUCCAAAUAAUUUUAUUCCAGACCGGAAUCGCUUUUUGGAAUAUUAUUAUUUACGCAAUGAUUCCCUUAAUGGUAAUGAUUGUUAAUUGUUAUGCCGUGAGAAUUAGUUGAGUUUUAAAUUAUUUAAUAUAA
Molecule: messenger RNA, 2724 nt
Organism: Photinus pyralis (common eastern firefly)
Lineage: Eukaryota; Metazoa; Arthropoda; Insecta; Coleoptera; Lampyridae
Gene: Np
Product: serine proteinase stubble
Exons: 7
Coding region: 219-2402 (727 amino acids)
Biological process (GO): proteolysis
Molecular function (GO): serine-type endopeptidase activity
Source: RefSeq, a predicted model, not a curated record